Messenger RNA from Westerdykella ornata, 1092 nucleotides. RefSeq names its product GroES-like protein. Lineage: Eukaryota; Fungi; Ascomycota; Dothideomycetes; Pleosporales; Sporormiaceae. Bases 1 to 1092 code for a protein of 363 amino acids. Gene Ontology annotation, molecular function: alcohol dehydrogenase (NADP+) activity; zinc ion binding. The transcript has 3 exons. Gene Ontology annotation, biological process: alcohol metabolic process. The record is from RefSeq and is a predicted model, not a curated record.
AUGCCGUAUCCCGAGACCACCGACGCCUUCACUGUCACCGACAUCAAGACAUGGAGCAAUUUCAAACGUCAAGAAGUACCUCUCAAGAAGUUUGAGGACCAUGACAUAGAUAUUGCCGUUGAAGCUUGCGGUGUCUGCGCAUCCGACAUCCAUACCAUCACUGGCGGCUGGAGCACCGAUAUUCCCCUUCCUCUCUGCGUCGGCCACGAGAUCAUUGGCAAGGCCAUCAGAGUCGGGCCCAAAGUGAAGAACAUCAAGGUUGGAGACCGUGUCGGUGUGGGUGCCCAAAUCUGGGCCGACCUGACCUGCCCGCAAUGCAAGUCCGACAACGAGAACUACUGCCCCAACCAAAUCGACACCUACGGUGGCAAGUAUCCCGAUGGCACAGUUACCCACGGUGGCUACUCUAGCCAUGUCCGAGCACACGAAUACUUUACAUUCAAGAUCCCGGACAACCUCGAGACGACAAUCGCUGCUCCUAUGCUCUGCGCUGGCUUGACGACGUACAGCCCCCUCAAGAGGUUAGGCGCUGGUCCUGGCAAGAAGGUCGCCAUCGUUGGAUUGGGCGGUCUCGGUCACUUCGGCGUCCUCUGGUCAGUCGCUCUCGGAGCCGAGACGUACGUUAUCUCCCACUCGGAAAGGAAGAGGGAGGAUGCUCUGAAAUUGGGAGCCAAGGACUUCAUCGUGACCAACAAGGAGGGCUGGGCCAAUGACUGGAAGUUCACUUUCGACUUCAUCAUCAACACCGCCGACGCUACACAUCACUUCAACCUCAAGGAUUACUUCUCCACCCUCAAGGUCAACGGAACCUUCCACAUGGUCGGCUUCCCCGAUGAGCCACUGAAGGAGCUACCUGUGACGGCCUUUGCUCCCAACGGUUGCUUCAUGGGCGCGUCACAUAUCGGUAGCCGUCCCGAGAUGGAGGAGAUGUUCGAACUCGCUUCCAAGCAGAACAUCAAGAGCUGGGUGCAGACGAUUGACAUCAGCGAGGAGGGCUGCAAGGAGGCUGUCGAGCGCUUGUACAAGAAUGAGAAUGUCAGGUAUAGGCUUUGCUUGACGGGUUAUGACAAGGUGUUUGGCAAGAGGGAUUAG